Messenger RNA from Microthlaspi erraticum, 426 nucleotides. The record is from the annotation of a GenBank genome assembly. NCBI's taxonomy places the organism in Eukaryota, Viridiplantae, Streptophyta, Magnoliopsida, Brassicales, Brassicaceae.
AUGGAAGAGGAUCAAGAGCAGACGAGUUUCACGUUUGAGAUAGAUAACUUCUUCGACAAGGAAGGUUUUAUAACAUCACCAACAUUCUCAAGCGGCGGCUGCGAAUGGUAUGUUGGGGUUUAUCCCAAAGGAAAAUAUAUUGAUGAUCACUUGUCUCUCUUCCUCCAAGUUGCGAAUCCGAAGUCAUUGAGACUUGGAUGGAAAAGACGAGCUAAUUAUUCCUUCUUUCUGGUGAAUCAAUCAGGCAAAGAGCUCUUCAAAAUAAUUGAAUUGUCGGGCCAAUUGUUCUGCGCUCAGUUCUCAGGAUGGGGUAGUCCAAAAGCUUUACAUCUUAAAAAGCUUCAAGAAGAAGGGUUUAUGGAGAAGAACAAACUGAUAGUUAAAGUGGAAGUCAAAGUAGUUCACUACAAAAAAAAAGGCUUCUAA